Molecule: messenger RNA, 4005 nt
Organism: Jaculus jaculus (lesser Egyptian jerboa)
Lineage: Eukaryota; Metazoa; Chordata; Mammalia; Rodentia; Dipodidae
Gene: Galnt16
Product: polypeptide N-acetylgalactosaminyltransferase 16
Exons: 15
Coding region: 131-1807 (558 amino acids)
Cellular component (GO): Golgi apparatus
Source: RefSeq, a predicted model, not a curated record
UCUCUCCUUUUUCUGCUCUGCAGGACCCAGCCGCCAGGAGCGAGCGAAAACAAACAGCUGGGUUGCGAGCGCCCCCACCCCCGGCCCCAAGACCACGCCGGUCCCCACGCGGGGCGCCCGUCUGCCCACCAUGAGGAAGAUCCGCGCUAAUGCCAUCGCCAUCCUGACAGUAGCCUGGAUCCUGGGCACUUUCUACUACUUAUGGCAGGACAACCGAGCCCACGCAGCAUCCUCGGGCGGCCGGGCAGCGCAGAAGGCCGGCGGGAGGCCGGAACAGCUCCGCGAGGACCGCACCAUCCCGCUCAUUGUGACAGGAACACCCUCAAGGGGCUUUGAUGAGAAGGCAUACUUGUCGGCCAAGCAACUAAAGCCUGGAGAAGACCCAUAUAGACAGCAUGCCUUCAACCAGCUGGAGAGCGACAAGCUGAGCCCGGAUCGGCCCAUCAGGGACACACGGCAUUACAGUUGCCCGUCCUUGUCCUAUUCCUUGGACCUGCCGGCCACCAGCAUCAUCAUCACCUUCCACAAUGAGGCCCGCUCCACCCUCCUGCGCACGGUGAAGAGUGUCCUGAACCGAACUCCUGCCAACUUGAUCCAGGAGAUCAUUUUAGUGGAUGACUUCAGUUCGGAUCCUGAAGACUGUCUGCUCCUGACCAGGAUCCCCAAGGUCAAGUGCCUACGCAAUGACCGGCGGGAAGGGCUGAUCCGGUCCCGUGUUCGUGGGGCAGAUGUGGCAGCAGCCACCGUCCUCACCUUUCUGGAUAGCCAUUGUGAGGUGAACGUUGAGUGGCUGCAGCCUAUGCUGCAGCGGGUGACAGAGGACCACACUCGGGUGGUGAGCCCCAUCAUCGAUGUCAUCAGUCUGGACAAUUUUGCCUACCUUGCAGCAUCUGCUGACCUGCGUGGAGGGUUCGACUGGAGCCUGCACUUCAAGUGGGAGCAGAUCCCGCUGGAGCAGAAGAUGACUCGGACAGAUCCCACCAAGCCUAUCAGAACGCCUGUAAUAGCCGGAGGAAUCUUUGUGAUUGACAAGUCCUGGUUUAACCACUUGGGAAAAUAUGAUGCUCAGAUGGACAUUUGGGGAGGAGAAAAUUUCGAGCUCUCCUUCAGAGUUUGGAUGUGCGGUGGCAGCUUAGAGAUCGUGCCUUGCAGCCGAGUGGGACAUGUCUUCAGGAAGCGGCACCCCUACAACUUCCCCGAAGGCAAUGCCCUCACCUAUAUCAGGAACACAAAGCGCACCGCAGAGGUGUGGAUGGAUGAGUAUAAGCAAUACUACUACGAGGCCCGGCCCUCAGCCAUUGGCAAGGCCUUUGGCAGUGUGGCCACGCGGAUCGAGCAGAGGAAGAAGAUGGAUUGCAAAUCCUUCCGCUGGUACCUGGAGAACGUCUACCCUGAGCUCACUGUCCCAGUGAAGGAAGUACACCCUGGCAUCAUUAAGCAGGGAGUGAACUGCCUAGAAACCCAGGGCCAGAACACAGCCGGUGACUUCCUGCUCGGGAUGGGGAUCUGUAGAGGGUCUACCAAGAGCCCUCCACCAGCCCAGGCUUGGCUGUUCAGUGACCACCUCAUCCAGCAGCAGGGGAAGUGCCUGGCUGCCACCUCUACCUUAAUGUCCUCCCCUGGGUCUCCAGUCAUACUGCAGGUGUGCAACCCACGAGAAGGGCAGCAGAAAUGGAGGAGAAAAGGAUCUUUCAUCCAGCAUUCUGUCAGUGGCCUCUGCCUGGAGUCAAAGCCUGCCCAGCUGGUGACCAGCAAGUGUCAAGCAGAUGCCCAGGCCCAGCAGUGGCAGCUGCUGCCACACACAUGAUGACAGCCCCCAGCCUCCUGAACCUUUUGCAUGAGACUUGGGGACUGGAAGGGGUUAGGGUGGGGGAGUGUCAAGUGGGCCGUUACCAUCUCCUUACAUUUCUGCCGGAUCAUCAGCAAACACCUGUGCCACGACACAUGUUUCUCCAAACCUCGUUCUGGAAGGGCACGGGCGCACACCCCCAUGCCCUCCGUGUCACCCUGGCAUUGCUCUGGAAGAGAAGAUGGUUAGGGUGCAGCUGUCACUGGGAAGAAACUGGGCAGGUGUGCCUAGUCCUUUGUCCUUUCCUUUUGCCCUUUUUCAGGGGUCCAGACAGUGAUGUAUAGGUCCUCCCCUUGUUGCUUGGCUGGGGGCUUUGACAGAAGUCCACAUGUGGGGCCAAGUGGGGUCACAGGGCCUGCCUGAGGUCGACUUGAGAGGAGAGAUGGGUAGCAUUGUGUGGAGAGGCUGGGAGCUGGGAAGAGGGAAGGCAAGAAGGGGCUGAUGGCAGGGCACCUAGGGAUCUGGAAGGAGUGAAAUGCUUAGCCCAGAGGGCCAGUAAGGGAGGGCAGGAAGGAGAGAGGGAGCGAGGGCAUCCUGGGAGGAGAGGAUGGGAUCUGCACAAGAACAUGGAUGGAGGAGCAGCGAAGCACCAGAACAUGGUGUCUUCCAUUGUCCUGCCCAUGUUUUGCCAGCCCCAGUGCCUGAACCCAACACGCGGCCGUGGUCUUACCAGGAGGUUGCAAAGGGAGAGAAGCUUGGCCACUAAACAGACUCCACUUCCAUUUGGCCAUGUGUCAGGCCAACACCUCUCUUUUGGUGGUGGUGGUGGGCGGGGUGUUUAGGGAGCAGCUGGCAUCCUGCGCCCACUGUCUGGCUCACUGGGAGGAUGGACGGUGACCACGCAUUCUGGAACAGCCCCAUUGUCACUCACUGUUUUGGACUCUCACCCUCUCCAGGUCUUUGCCUCUGUAAAUACAGCAUCACGAGGCAGAGCGGAACUUACCUCUCUGGAGCGCGACCAUGCCCUAAGUCAGGGGUUGAGUUUCUCAGGCCCUUCCCCAUGCUGGAGCGACUCCUUCCAAGGGCCAGACAUCGCAGCGCGCUGGGAGGCUGCCGGGCGACUCCUGUCUGUAUAGCGAGGUCUCGGUUCCUCCCCAGCAAGAGCCUCCACUACUGAGAACGUGCUGGCCAAACCUCCCCAGGGCCUUGUCUUCGAAUCCUGUCGGCCUUCUCAUCAUGUCCCACUCUUUGCUGCCACCGGCUUAGGCAGAGUGAUCUUGGGGAAAGGACUCUUGAUACCAGGGACCCUGGAGUCUUCCUUCCGAGGCAAGCCAGCCCGGAGUGUGCUCUCCAACCCCAGAAGCCCCCACCUAGUCGUUCAUAGACUAAGCAACCCCACACUUGUAGGGAGGCCAUGAAUUUUAGAAGGUCUAGGAAAUUGUCUCACAAUGUUGCAUGCGUGUGCCUAUAUGCAGGUCCGUCCCUGGAGAAAGGGUCUGCAUUUCCCCUGCUUCUUAAAGAGGUCCCCAUUCUCCAAAGAGUCUGAAUUUCUGCUCUGGGUUGGAGCUUCCAGCCAUCUGAGCUGCCUUCCUCAAUGUCCCUUCCUGCUGUGCCCAAAUCUCCAUGGCCCCAGUCCCUCUACAUGACCCUUGGGGUUAGGAAUCAACUAUCUGGUCUGAAGCACUCACUCUGGAAGGUUCUCCAACAGUUUCCUUGCACCACCAGCUCUCACCAGGAUUCUUCCAAACAGUGCUUCUAUGCCUGGUUUGUGCACAUCCUCGGGCUCAGCACAGGGGCCCUUCAUCUUGGUGACAAAGCUUCUCCUGUAUAGUUACGAUGUCUCAUCCACCGCCAUCUGCAGACUAGGCCUUGAAUCUAGUGUCCAUCUGGGAAGCCUCCUGUUGCGGCGCAAGGACAGAACUGGGGCCAAGGAGGAGGCCUUUCCACAGAGACCUGGACUCUGCUUGGGCAUGGACCUUGGGACUGGAAGCCCAGGCUUUUCUUAAUGAAUGUAAGGACAACUGCUCAGAGGGCCUUUAAGAGGGUCUCCCCAUUUUCUGUGGUCAGACCAGAAUCUGUCAGCUGUCCUUUGUGGGGACUCAAUCCAAGUUGUUUUUGCUUUUCCUCUUCUUGACCAAAGCAUGUGCCACUAGGUGUCCCUGAGGACGCUGUCUUUAUGAAACACACCUGGAAUAAAACCCCUUCUUACAUGCCCA